AUGCCACCCCCAUCAGAGGCUGUAAUCAACACGAAAAUUCCAGAGACUAAUACACUCAAGUUCAUCUCUCGCUGGAAGGUCCGCGAUCUAUACGAAAUCAAAGAUGGCGAGAACGAGUUCCUGCUAUUCGUUGCGACAGACAGGAUCUCAGCCUUCGAUGUUAUUUUGAAGAAUGGAGUCCCAGGCAAAGGCGCCCUCCUCACCCAACUGUCUGUCUUCUGGUUCAACCGUCUCCAACACGUCCUACCUAACCACCUCAUCGCAUCAACGCUCGAAGACAUGCCUUCCGGUAUCCAAUCACAGAUCUCACCAUACUGGGACCGCGUACUCAGCGGACGGACGUUACUCGUGAGGAAGGCGAAAGUCGUUAAGCUUGAGGCUAUUGUACGAGGUUAUCUUACAGGUUCGGCGUGGAGUGAGUAUAAGAAAUCUAGGACUGUACAUGGUAUUCCAUUACCAGAGGGCCUCAUCGAGUCUCAAAAGCUCCCCGAACCACUCUUCACACCGUCGACGAAGGCUGAACAAGGAGAGCACGAUGAGAAUAUCUCUCCCGAACAAGCGAAACAGCUCCUCGGCGAAGACCUCUACACACAAAUCUCCCAAUCCGCACUCGCACUAUACGCCGAAGCCUCCAAUUACGCACUCUCGCGCGGAGUCAUCCUCGCAGACACGAAGUUCGAAUUCGGCCUUAUCCCUCUCCCUUCCUCCCCCUCCUCCUCCUCCUCCCCCUCUCCUUCCUCUCCCGGUUCCUCUUCAACUGCUCCCACCGUAAAAGUCACAACACCCGAAGGCCCCCACUCCCUCCUCCUAAUAGACGAAGCCCUAACACCAGACAGCUCCCGCUACUGGUCCCUCUCAACCUACAAACCCGGCCAUCCCCAACCCUCCUUCGACAAACAAUACCUCCGUGACUGGCUCCUCUCUUCCGGUUUUCGUAAGGGUCUUGAAACCGGUCCCACGGGAAAAGAAGGAGAAGGGUGGGAGAUGACACCUGAAGUCAUUGAGGGUACACAGAGGAGGUAUGCAGAGGUUGUUAAGAUGCUUAUUGGGUAA
This is a messenger RNA of Fomitiporia mediterranea MF3/22, 1053 nucleotides long. RefSeq names its product SAICAR synthetase. NCBI's taxonomy places the organism in Eukaryota, Fungi, Basidiomycota, Agaricomycetes, Hymenochaetales, Hymenochaetaceae. The transcript is spliced from 4 exons. Gene Ontology annotation, molecular function: protein binding; phosphoribosylaminoimidazolesuccinocarboxamide synthase activity. Gene Ontology annotation, biological process: 'de novo' IMP biosynthetic process. The coding region runs from base 1 to 1053 and encodes 350 amino acids. Gene Ontology annotation, cellular component: cytoplasm. The record is from RefSeq and is a predicted model, not a curated record.